This is a messenger RNA of Pyrus x bretschneideri (Chinese white pear), 2384 nucleotides long. Its product is annotated as flocculation protein FLO11-like. Lineage: Eukaryota; Viridiplantae; Streptophyta; Magnoliopsida; Rosales; Rosaceae. Gene Ontology annotation, molecular function: microtubule binding. The record is from RefSeq and is a predicted model, not a curated record. The transcript is spliced from 9 exons. Bases 342 to 2336 code for a protein of 664 amino acids.
AUCACUUUUCCCCUUUUUUUUUGUUGGUGGUAAAUUGCAUACAUCGUUGACUGCAGUUGUCCGUUGACAAAUGGUUUGACUAUAUAUUCAGAGUCGCAAUAUUGCAUGCAUAUCAAACGGAUGAUUUUUCACCCAAAAAUAUGUACAAAAUAGGAUACCAGUAAAUCAGGCGUUUCUUUCAGUUUCGGUAUCUCCAAUAAUCGCCGUUGAUUGAUUCUCAACACACAAAUUUGAAUUUUCUUGCUUCGAAUUGUCCCUCUUCUCUUAGCUUCUCUUUCUCCCUCGUCAAUCGUCAUCCAGUAAUAUUAAUCUUCACUCCAAGAAGCUCCAGAACAACAGCGAUGUCCUCCAAUGGCGAUUUUCAACUUGGCUUCCCAGAUAACAGGGAGAAGCUUGAUGGGUCUGGACUGUUUAAGACUGGGAGUCCACAGGACACCACGAAUCCCAAGUUUAAUGUCCGAAAGAGUUUGGCUUGGGACAGUGCCUUCUUCACAAGUCCAGGGGUGUUGGAGCCUGAGGAGCUGCUUCAGACUAUGAAUUCUCAAACCACAGGCAACGCCAUUAACUUUUUGGGGUAUGAGGAAGCAAUGCUAUUGCCUUCGGAGUCUUUGGAACCCGAAAGAACACGAAGAAUUAACCGGUGUAGUUUUCGUAAAAGUUUAGCUUGGGAUAAUGCCUUUUUCACUUCUGCAGGGGUUUUGGAUCCUGAGGAAUUGUCUAUAGUUAACAGAGGAUUCAAGAAAUCUGAAAAGCAUCAGCUUCCCAGGAUUCAAGAAGUUCUCAGGCCUGCUGAGUCAAUGUCUACAAUUAAUAGUGGAUGCUCCUCUUUGAUGGCAAGCCUUGAGUUCGAACUUUUCGAAGAUAACAGAUCAUCUGCACAGAAACCGACUAGUUUAUCGGGUGUAACAACUUCAAGUCUCAAAUCGAAAAGAGGCAAAGGCCUGCAAAGUGUUCGCUCUUCCAAGAAUCCUGAUGCUUCUCCUCGGAUGAGGAUGAGAGCUAUUAUGUCAACAUCCGAAAGGCAAAGUCUAAAUGCGCGUGGAACGGAGAAGAUUUUAAAGGAGGCUUCUGCUUUCUCACAAAAACAGCGUGCUGCUGGAAGUGGGAAACUGAACUCAUCAACAUCUCGCAAACCGCCAAAGAUAUCUAGCCGGAUUAACCAAUCUUAUACACUUGCAGCGAAAAGGGCUUGUUCGGGUGGAAAUAAUGAAAAAAUGGGAACUGCAUUGGCUGCACCUGGACAAUCUAUGAAUGUGUCAAAAAAACCUUGCUUAAGCGCAUCGUGCAGCAUCACCAAUAGUCUUACACCGCCCACAAAAACAUCUCCAUUCUGUUCUCCCACUACCACACAGAAGUCUCGGGUUUAUAGUUCUCCCUUGUUCAGUAAAUCUCCAUUGUAUUCGAGGAGCAAAAUUGAUUCCUCACUUGUCAAUUCGGCCUCCCGUGGUUUUACCAUGGGAACUCCUUUGAAAUCCACAAAGAAAAACAACGGUGAACUGGAAACUUCUUGGCAGCCUUCAACUCUAUUGUGCACACCAAAGUCGUCCCCUUAUACAUCACCUGCUAGUUCCUUUGAUGGCUGGUCCUCCGCAUCUUCAUCAACGUCUGUGAAUCAAAGAUGGAAGAAGUCUGAGGUCGGUCUGAAUACUUUCAUCGGCGGACAGGCUUCUUUUGAUAGUGAUAUCUCUCAGGAAUCAAUUCUGGAGAGCCAUUCACAGGAUCAACCCUGCAUUGGACAUGGAAAUCAAGCAGCAAUGCUCUUGAAUCCACGCGAUGGAAAUAUGUCAACGGGAAGUAGCCCUAUUCCUAGCAGUGUUUCUAAACAUAUCAAGCCCUCAUGUCUCCGAGCACCAUCACCAAAGAUUGGCUUCUUCGACGAGGAGAGUUCACUGGUGAGAUCAAGUGGAAGUAUGCAGUUUCAUUCCGGUAUACAAAACAACAUAGUGUCUAGAAGUCGAACAGGUAACGGUAACACUAACAGAAAUGGAUCUGAAAAUCAAAAUGGCAACCUUCAAUCUCCUAGAACAUCUGACAAGACGAGGAAUGCGAAGCUUGCAUUGCGGAAAACUGGCUCUCCCUGCCCUACGUUCAGCAUCAGUCCUCGGCGUCCAGCGCACGUUGAAGUUCAAAAUGCUGCAGAAGUUGAGAGUGAUGCUGCAGAAAGCAAGAAUAUGGGGAAGGCCCUCAAGAGGGUGGGCAACCAAGCAACCAAGGAGAAUGAGGAGCCCAACAUGCAUUGUCCUGCAGGAAAUAACAAGGAAAAUAAUGCAUAUUACUUGAAACAACAAUUGGAUUGUUUGGCUAAUAAUGUUGCUGCCGUUGAUCUUGGAUCGUAAUGUUGUGUAGUGAAAAGAGAUGAAGGCAGGGGAUCUAUAACUUUUGUA